This is a messenger RNA of Myxocyprinus asiaticus (Chinese sucker), 4347 nucleotides long. Its product is annotated as serine/threonine-protein kinase DCLK3-like. Gene Ontology annotation, molecular function: ATP binding; protein kinase activity. The record is from RefSeq and is a predicted model, not a curated record. Bases 395 to 2848 code for a protein of 817 amino acids. Gene Ontology annotation, biological process: intracellular signal transduction; protein phosphorylation. The transcript has 4 exons. NCBI's taxonomy places the organism in Eukaryota, Metazoa, Chordata, Actinopteri, Cypriniformes, Catostomidae.
UGUGUGUGUUCUUCAGUUCUGUGCAUUUAAAGAGGUGAGUGUUACCGGGGAGACGCGCGUGCAGCAGGAUGCGGAGUAUCCGGUAACUCGCUUGUAGCCUUUCCAAAAGAUGCGAGCGGCUUCACGAUAUCCCCGUGUUACCUCGAAGUUCACCAAGUAAGACGCUGUCCUAUGCGAAUCUUUACAUUGACCGAAAACCAGUGUAAAGUUUCAAUAUUCUUAAAAGAAAAUAGACAAGAUUCUUGAGAUCGUGCGCGUGGAUAGCAUGAUGACUGCCGACUUUUUCACGCUUUUGUAAACCCGUCAAGCAGUUCUGAGACAGUAUGGCCUCCGAAUCAGACUCAUGGGUUUAUACCUGCAGAAAUACUGAUUAUACUACAGGCACCAUACCAGAAUGACACCGUUGUGGAACCAGCGACCAGGGCGAGAGCCACCAAGACCUCGAUGGGGACGAGAUCAAAGGAUUAAACUGCCCAAAUGCCCAAAUGCUCCCCCCCGGCAACCUCUGCCCUCUUACCUACCCAGAUUAAGAACCCGAAGGCCCCCCACAGACUUUGGGCCUUUAGAAAGCUCAGUGAUGGGGGGGUUUCACUGGGAGGAAACUGGAGUACCAAAGGCGAGUGGCUACCAUGCCAGGCAUGCAGAAUCAAGCCCAGUGCGCCCACGAAUCGUGACCGUGGUACGGCCGUGCGAACAGGACAAUGUGCGUAAAAUCUCACUGCUAUUAAACCGCCGUGCUGUGCAGAAUUUUGAGCAGCUACUGGCGGAUGUUUCUGAAGCACUCGGCUUCCCUUGCUGGAACAACGCUCGGAUACGGCGCCUCUUCAGCCCUGCUGGCCGAGAGAUCCAUAGUCUUGCAGACUUCUUCCGCUUUGAUCAUGCAUUCCUGGCCUUUGGAAACAGCCGACCGUCACUUGAUGAGGUUCAUGGAGCACUGGAUGAGUUAUAUCCUGAAAACCCUGCCUACUGUGAACAUCUCUUGAGGAUAUGGGAGCGUAUCCUGAGACCCAAGGCCACCAAGGCAGAUAGUGGUUUCCAUGAUGAUGACCCUGGAGCUGAGUUAUCUCUACCUGCUGUAGCUGAUCAACUGGUAAACCAACUGGCAGCCAACAACUUGCAGCCUGUCAGAGUGCAAGAAAGGCAUAGAGAAAAGGCUAAGAGAGAGAGGCAAAGAGGAGAAAGAGAGCUGUGGAGGAGGAAAGGUGAGCUGCAGAAGGAAGACGAGAAGGAGCCAAAGAAGGACGAGAGAAAGAGAGAACCUGUUUACUGCAGGAGCUGUCGAGGAUGUGGCCCACUUUUACCUCCAAUCAAAAGCAAAAUAUGUUCUCAAUCAGACAGGCCAAAUAAGCACAGUAAUGAAAGUACUACUUCUCAGAACAUCAGGACUCCUUCAGAAAACUCACCAUAUAGACCGAAGAAAGAAGACAAGCAUGUUGCCAAUCAAAACUCUAGCCCAAUUGUCCAUCAAAACCAGUAUAACACUCACAAAAUAGAGACACUAAUUGAGACACCAUCUCUACAGGACAUUAAUAAACAGGAAGCAGCAGAUCAGAAGGACUUGCGGGGUAAUCUACCACCUGAUGGUGCUGAAGUGUCUCUGGAGGACAUUGAGCGUUGCUACAACAUGGGCCGUGUGGUAGGAGAUGGGAACUUUGCGGUGGUGAGGGAGUGCCGUGUUCGUGGCCUGACUGAGUCUUUUGCUAUGAAGAUAGUGGACAAUGCUAAGCUGCAGGGACGCGGUCACAUGAUCCAGAAUGAGAUUGCUCUGCUAUGCAGUCUGGAACAUCCUCGCCUCAUCCAGCUGUUUCGUUCGCAUCACACAGACACACAUGUUUACCUGCUGAUGGAGCUGGUUAAUGGUGGAGACCUAUUUGAUGCUAUCUCUCAGAGCGGUAGGUUUAGUGAGCCAAGUGCUGCUUGCAUGAUCAGGGACAUCAGCCAGGCUCUGGAAUAUAUCCACAACAAGUGCAUUGCACACAGAGACAUCAAACCUGAAAACCUAUUGGUCCAGCGCCAUGGCAAUGGCAGUAUGAAUCUGAAGUUGGCUGAUUUUGGAUUAGCCAUGGUAAUAACAGAGCCAGUGUUUACAGUUUGUGGCACACCUACAUAUGUUGCUCCAGAGAUACUUGCUGAGACAGGUUAUGGCAUUGCAGUAGACGUCUGGGCAAUGGGUGUUAUCCUGUUUGUGCUGCUGAGUGGGUUUCCCCCAUUCUGCAGUCCAGAUCGUAAUCAAGAGGAACUGUUCCGUCUCAUCCAGAGGGGAGAGGUCCACUUUCUGUCCCCUUACUGGGACAAUGUGUCUGAGGGUGAGACAUUUAAGAAAUAUUCUCUUCAAAUCUAUUGUAAUGUAGGUGCUGUAACCUAUAAUUAUGAAAAAUGUAUGUAUCUGUUUGUCACAGGGGCUAAAGCCCUAGUCAGGGCUCUGCUGGAGGUAGACCCUACAAGGCGCUUGACAGCUAGUCAAACUCUGCAACAUGACUGGCUUCUUCAUGUAACAUCGCAAAAGGACCAUAAGGGAGUGACAAAGGCUACUGACUCAAAAACUGAGAGGCACAAUCAGCAGAACCUAAGUAGCCCAGAGGAAAGUGGCAUCAAGGAUACUCACAAACCAGAAAUGAUGACAGAGAAAUAUACUGCAGUACAAAUCAACGAGACCAAAAUGAACAAUAAAUGUGAACCAGAUAUUAAUGCACAAGACAGAGACCAGCAGACUCAAGAGAGCCAUAAAAUGACAAGUGACAAACAAAAUUCUUCCCAUAACGAAGACAACACCACGACCAGGCAAUAUCCCACAGAUCAGCCCAGACCUGAGAGACCAGCACAGCGAGAAGAAACUGACACAAAAUAAGAGUGACCUGCUAAAUAAUGAGUGAGCAAGAGAAGUGAUCUGCUGAGUAAUGAGUUAGCAAGAAGGGUAGGAAGAUCGAAGACACCAGCAUAAACAAGAUAUACUAGAAGAUACUAUAAAGACAUAUGUGAAAUAUGAAAAGACAAUUGUACUUCAGAACUUUACAAAUAAGACACUUAGUGCUUCUUGCUCUCUGAAACCUUCACAGAAACACCACAGCACUGAUACAGACUGAGACUGCACUGUUUUUGACCUGAUCGCUAAUGAAAUGAUCCAAUGCAUGUCAGGCCUCCAAUUAAGUAAUUACUAUCAAGAGAAAUAAAAUAGCAGUUUUAGGCCACAUUCACACUAAGCCAUUUUCAGUUGAAAACUCCAUUUUCAGUUUCCUCACGUUAUCGUUUUCCAAAGCAUACGGUAAUGGAAUUUUCGGUGGAGAAAAACACUGUUCUAGUGUGGAUGCGAGGAGUAAACUUAGUGAAAUUAAUGCAUUUUUGAAUGAAAACGUAUUAGUGUGGACAUGGCCUUACUCAGAUGAAGGAGGGUGAUUAAUUUGCGUACAAUUAUUCAGCACUUUUUUCUUUGCCUUUUUUAAAGACUACAAAAAACAAAACAAAAACAAAAAACAUUUAAGGAGGAACCAGUUCAGUUCUAAGAAGGAUCAAAAUAUAUCAGUUAGACUCGGCCUCUGAAACUUGAGUGCCAACGUGCAGAAAGUUAGCCAGUCAGAUUUGUUAAAUGGGUAGACUAGAUAUUAAUAUGAUAACAGUAUUCUGUAUCAUUUGUCUUCCUGUGUUUCAUAUUUUGUGUACUGUAAUUACACUGCACGUCUUUAAAUUAGUUUGUCUUUUUCAUUUGUCACCUGUUUUUGUUAAAGCUGUUUUCCAAUUUGGAGGCCUCUUUCAGACUUCAGUUCUGUGUAAAUGUUUUACACUUUAGGACAACACAAUUACAUCUGAUUAGUUGUUUGGGUACACGUUUCUGUAAAUUCUGAUAAAUGUGAGUAAAAUAUGCAGGUUUUAUGAUUAUUUUCAUCUGUUGACCCAUUUAUGUCUUUGCUCUGCAAUUAAAACCUAAGAUGUAGGGUAGACUGAGUACAGUUGUAACACUUUUUGCUAUACUGCACAAAUACUGACCAGAAUAAACGGAUUUUUUUCACUUUAUCUGUCUGUUAACAAAAUAAAUGUCAAAAACUUACAUAUACACAUUAUUGUUCCCAUUUUCCACAAUCAGUAUGUGAAGACAAGGGGUGCAUUUGCUACAACUUUCCUCAUGCCGGGAACAGUUGUAGCACUACCCCAGGACACUCAUUUUUAAUGUGCUAAGGCAUUAGGCCUUGCUUAAGUGAAAUAUACUGACACAUUUUUUACUGUUUGAUUGUUUUCAAAUGUUUCUAAUGCUUGCAAAUGUCUAAUUUCUAUCACAGCAGCUGGAAAUACUCUCUUGGUUUUCCUUACCCUGAUCCGAGUCAUCCUGUGACAUGCGCACACACAUGCAAACAA